Molecule: messenger RNA, 1217 nt
Organism: Drosophila eugracilis
Lineage: Eukaryota; Metazoa; Arthropoda; Insecta; Diptera; Drosophilidae
Product: dnaJ homolog subfamily C member 28
Source: RefSeq, a predicted model, not a curated record
UUAUAAUAGUAGGAAUGCAUUGAACGUCAGCUGCCAAACUCAGAAAUAGUUUCAAAAGUAACUUAAAUAAAAGCUGUGAAAAUGUGGCUGGCAGGAAAUCUUUUUGGUCGUUCAGAAACCUUUCGAUUCGGUCGUUUAUUGCACCUCAAGCGGAAAGAGGUCUAUAUAGAAUGCCUUCGCAUCCUGGGUGUGCAUGAAUCAGCCGAUCAGAACACGGUCCGCCAUGCUUAUUUGGAUCUUGUGAAGCGGGUGCAUCCCGAUUCGGGUACAGAAGAGGCCAGCGCUGAGCGCUUUCAGCAGGUGGACGAGGCCUUUCGGGUGCUGCAGGAAAAGUUCGCAAAAGGCAGGCGCAAUAUCCAGGAAGACGAAGAAGAGGCUAUGGAGUUCGAUAUUAAACACACGGCGCCUCAGCAUCGCCAAUAUCUCUCCAAUGAAGGAAUCGGCGUGGGUAAUCCUUUCCAGCGUCAAAAGCAGUACCAGCAGGUACGUGCCAUGAAGGCUCAGGAACGCGUUCUGGAGCACCGCAUUGACAAGUCAGCUGCUGGAGAGAAAACAAUAAUGUCUAAGGGCGGCAAUCACUUUCGCAGACAUGCCAUUAAGACAAAGUACGGCAUAGAUCGGGUUGUCGAGGAUCUCAUACAGGAAGCCAUGUCCAAGGGCGAUUUUAACAAUCUCAACGGGGCAGGAAAACCCCUGUCUUCGGCUCAAUCGCAGAAUCCCUAUCUCGACUUCACAACCCACAAGUUAAACAAGAUCAUGCUGGACAAUGGCUUCACGCCCGAAUGGAUCAGCCUCGGCAAGGACAUUCGUGAUGCGAUAGGUGAGCUUAAGAUUAAACUACGCAAGGAACGUAUAUACUACGGGGAAUGGCCUCUGCACCUAUCCGAGCACAUAGCCGCCUGGCAAACCUUUACCCAGCAGCACCACGAAGAAGUUAACCAGCUGAAUAAGCUCAUUGAUAAGUACAAUCUCAUAGUUCCCAUCCUGGAGAAUCAGUUCUUUCGCCUGAACCUCGACAGAAUGGCGGAACGUAUAUUUAAGGAUCCAGAAUUACAACGUAACAUAGUAAGACCCGGAUUAAGUGCCAAAGCCAGCAGCAAAGUGGAUAGUCAGGAUAGUAAUAGUACAAGUCUGCUUUCCUUUUUAACCAAACUAUUGUAAAGGUUACUGUGUGAUUGUCAAUAUGUGAUAUUAGAAAUAGAGAAAUGUGUACAAAA